Messenger RNA from Radiomyces spectabilis, 735 nucleotides. Its product is annotated as protein-tyrosine phosphatase-like protein. NCBI's taxonomy places the organism in Eukaryota, Fungi, Mucoromycota, Mucoromycetes, Mucorales, Radiomycetaceae. Gene Ontology annotation, biological process: protein dephosphorylation; negative regulation of SCF-dependent proteasomal ubiquitin-dependent catabolic process; negative regulation of protein binding. Gene Ontology annotation, molecular function: F-box domain binding; protein tyrosine/serine/threonine phosphatase activity. The record is from RefSeq and is a predicted model, not a curated record. Gene Ontology annotation, cellular component: cytoplasm; nucleoplasm. The coding region runs from base 1 to 735 and encodes 244 amino acids. The transcript is spliced from 3 exons.
AUGGGCUCUCAAUUGCCACCAGGUUAUGAUCGCAUAGACAAGGGGUAUUUUGUAACCACAGGCGUCAAGUGUAAUGUCGAAGACUGGCGGUACGAAAUGCGAAGAGAAAUGCAGGAGAUCCUUCCGGGUCUAUUUCUUGGGCCAUUUUCCUGCUGUCGUGACGUACCCCAUUUAUACGCUUUCGGUAUUACCCAUAUCGUGUGUUUGAUGGAUAAUCGUGAAGCCAACCUUUUCCGUACUGAUCAAAUAUCAAAACUAUUUCAAUUUACUGCUUUUGAAACCAACGAUUCCAAUCUUCAAAAUUUGAUUCAAAUAUUCCCUAUGGUGACGGCGUUGAUCAAUGAUGCACUAGUUGCAGGCGGUCACGUUCUCGUCUGCUGUAACGGUGGUAUGUCGCGCAGUCCAACUUUUGUCAUCGCUUACAUCAUGGAAACGUUUAAUCUCGAUGCAACGGACGCCUACCACUUUGUGCAGAGCAAACGGUUGUGCAUUAAUCCCAACGACGGAUUCAAGAGCCAAUUAAAGGAAUAUGAGCCUAUUUACCAAGCACGGAAAAGUGACUCCCAAAAUACAUCCUACGACCCUUCAUACCAACAGCACAGAAGACGACGUGCGCCAGACGAAGAUGAUGAUGAUGACUAUUCAGGAUCAAAGCGAUCGAUUUGUAACGAAUUCUAUCUCACCAACGAAGCCUCCUCUUCUUCCUCAUCCAACCACCCCAAUCCAUCAGUUUGA